GUUGUUGUGGUCCCUGCUGGGCUGUGCUGCAGCAGGUCGGCGGGACUAGCUGGGCUGUUGGCAUCAGCAGUCGUCGAAGCACUUUUGUCCCGUCUCUUUCAACUUUCCACGCUCAGUGAGCUCACAGCGACGCGAUCAUUCACACAAGUCGAGUCAGUGUCCUCCACUCCUUUUCCUCCACUCCUUUCCUAUUCCUAUUGCUCGGCCCGUCUUUUUUUAAAUAUUUAGCGUGUACGUUGCGUCUUGGUGCAGUCCGUUCCACUGUCUAAAGGAUUUAUACUCAACUAUCGAUUACCAAACCAUCCGACACCCGAUCCUUGAUUUGAAAAAUAAAUCCAAAAGGAUAUUAAGGAGCGCCCAUCUCCAAUCGCUGUUGUUGGUUGUUGUUGUUGUUGUUUCUUUGACGACAUUUGGAUUUGCUGAUUGGAAGAAGACAAAAGGCCAAAUCCGGUCAUCUUCAUCAAUCACUUGUUUGUUGAAGAAGAAGAAAAAGAAGAAAGAAAUCGACGCCGACAUGUUGGGACGACCCUCAUCCACCAACUGGUUCCUCCUGCCCGUGACGACGGUGGUCCUGGUCGGUUUCUUUUGUCUCUCCACCCUCCAAACAGUGGAGGGCGUUCAGUGCUACGUCUGCAGCUGGUCGCCGGCUGAUUCCAAUCGCGUGGAUGUCUGCACUCGCAAGAAUUUCAGCGAGUCGGUUCGGACGCAUAGCUGCGAGACGGGCUGCGAAACGGUGACCGUCUUCGAUAAAAAUGGUCGAUUAGAUUUCUUCUACCGCAACUGCGCUGCCAACACGUCCAGCAUAACGGGCAACUGCGUCAACGAAACCUCAAAAGCCAUCACAAAGGAAAUUUGCAACUGCGAUUCGAAUUAUUGCAACCAAAGCUCAGGAGGGCUCCAACAACAGCUGGGCGUCGUUCUCUCCGGCAUUUUGGCUUUACUCAUGAUCCAAUUCUAAACACGGACUUGCGUUGGGAAAGCCUUUUUUUUAAAUAACUCUCCGCCUACGACGCCUUGUUGUUUCAUUUUUCCUUUUGGGAUUUUAUGGGCCGGUUCGUCCCUUCUAUUGUCGGUUUGCCAUUUUUAUUUUCGACAACAUCAAAUUAUUUAGACUUGAUUGAAUUUUGUACAUCUUAAAAAAGGAAAAAAACACUAAAAACAUAUGGUCCGUUCUCCCGUUGUUGUAGGUCCAUUUUAGUUGUGUGUUAAAAGGACAGUACCCCAUCUAUGCCAUUCAUUCAUCAUCUUCCCUCCCAGUUAUAACAUUUGCCCGUUUUUCUUACAUAAUGAAAAUUCGUUCUUUGGUAGUGAGUGGUCAUCCUGAUGUAAUUAAUUAAUUAUUAUUAUUACCUAUCAGUUCUGUAGACUUUUCUUUUACUUUUUCGAUUGCUGUUUUUAGUGUUGAAAUCACCUUAUAUACUUCUCUUUCCUUGGCUCGUCUGCGUUUAAUUGAAUUCUUUCUUUAAUGAAUGAAUACGUGACAGUAAGCUAGCACAACCAAAGGGUCUGGACAUCGGUUAGGCGGGCGCACCUUUCGGUAAAUACUCCAACUACUGGAAAAUGAAUGACAUCACUAUAGCGAAAAUAUCACCAGUAGAUGUUGUCUAAUUCACCGCUAAAGGUUGCGCUUCGAUUAUUUGUCCUGGCUGGCUAGACCGUGUUGAAUCUUUGUUUCAUAUGAAAUUCUCUGCUCUGUGUGUUCUGCUCGUUUCUAAUUAGAAAUUUCCUUUUCCCCUUUUGAAUAUUUGUUACUCCUUUUCUUUCUUUUUUCACGCCCGCGAUCGCCACUGUCUUAAAAAAAAAUUAAUUAUGGAACAAUUUUAGUUGAAUCAUUCAAGAUGGAGACUCGCUGCACCCGAAACAAAACUUGGUUUGUUAAAAAAAAAAAAUUUCUUUUGAAACUGUAAACGACGGUGUAACGUUUAAUUGAGAAUCACAAAUUAAAAGAAUAAAAAAUUCACGAUAUCGUGUUGUCGACAACAUCAAA
Molecule: messenger RNA, 1987 nt
Organism: Daphnia pulex (common water flea)
Lineage: Eukaryota; Metazoa; Arthropoda; Branchiopoda; Diplostraca; Daphniidae
Exons: 6
Coding region: 515-958 (147 amino acids)
Source: RefSeq, a predicted model, not a curated record